GCCGGCCCUCAAGAGGGCGACGAGGAAGCGGCCGCCUCCCUGCGUCCCGCCCCUCGGGCUCGCUUGCUAGCUCCCGGCUCCUCCCGGCCCUCUCCCGGCUCCCUCCGGCUCCGGCUCCGGCGCGGCGGCGGCGGCGGCGGGCAGUUGCAGUGGUGCAGAAUGGCUGACCUCAGUCUUGCAGAUGCGUUAACAGAGCCGUCUCCAGAAAUUGAGGAGGAGAUAAAACGGGACUUUAUUGCCACACUGGAGGCAGAGGCCUUUGAUGAUGUUGUGGGAGAAACUGUUGGAAAAACAGACUAUAUUCCUCUCCUGGAUGUUGAUGAAAAAACCGGGAGUUCGGAGUCAAAGAAGAAACCAUGCUCAGACACUAGCCAGGUUGAAGGUACUCCAUCUUCUCAAGCCGCGGUGCUCGCUAAUGGUGACCACGGAAUAGGACGGAAUGAUGUCACUGGGUUUCCAACUGAAUUCCUUGAAGAGAAGAUGGCCUACCAGGGAUAUCAGAACAGCCAGAACUGGCCAGAAAAUACAAACUUUUGCUUUGAACCCGAGCACAUGGUAAAUCCUACCCAGACUGAUCCCUUUAAGAUGCACCAUGAUGAUGGCCUAGAAGAUUCGCUCUUUCUCCCCAGUGGAACAACCAAUACUUCAGCAUUUGUAGAACAAAAUGAUCCCCUGAAAGACACUUAUGGUAUGUUACCCUGCGACACAUUUGCUCCUGCAGCUGUUGUUCCUCAGGGGUGGUCUGCGGAAGCCCCCAACCCUGCACACUUGGAAUCCUUCACUUCCCCCGAGGCCAUUCCACAGCCUCUGCAGCCAACAGCAGAGCCAGCUGAGAAAGUAGAAAUGGCAUCAGGGGAAGAGAGAGCACCAGCAGAAGCAUUGGAGAUGAUGAUGAAACUGCAGGCUGCUGACAUGGCACCAUCUCGAGAAGCAGAGAUGGUCCUGGCUAAAGAUGUGGUGCCAGCCACAGAGACAGAGGUGGCAUUGGCUAAAGACAUGGAAUCACCUACCAAACCAGAUGAGGCACUGGUCAAGGACGUGGAAUCAUCCAUCGAAUCAGAUAUGGCCUUAGUCAAGGAUGUGGUACUGCCUGUACAAACAGAGGAAACCGCAGUUAAGGAUGUCAUACUGCCCACAGAAACAGAUGUGUCUUUGGACAAGGACCUGGCACUGUCCACAGAAACAGAGGUAUCCACAGCCCAGGACAUACUACUAUUCAAAGAAACAGAGAGCACACCACCUGUUACAAUGGAUUUGGCCUCAGCUGAGGGCACAGUCCCACCUACAGACCAAGAGAUGACCCCAGUCAAGGGUGCAGUAUCACUCUCAGAGAUAGAAGCACCCCUGGAUGAGGACAUUGUGUUAUCCACAGAAAUAUGCUCAGCCAAAGAGAUAGCCCUGUCCUCAGAAACAGAGGUGGCCCUGAUCAGGGAAAUGGGACUACCCCCAGAAACAGAGGCCAGUCUAGACAAGGACAUGGCUGCACCUCCAGAAACAGAAGUCAUCGUGCCAGUCAAAGAUAUGGCUCCAUCCCCAGGAAUAGAGACGACCCUGGCCAAGGACGUGGCUCCACGUCAAGAAAUAGAGGUGACCCUGGGCAAGGAUACGGUUUCACUUCCAGCAACAGAGAUGGCCCUAGGCAGGAAUGUGGCUCUGCCCCCAGAAACAGAGGUGACCCUGGCAAAGGAUGUUGCUCAGCCCCCUGAAACGGAGGUGAACCUGGCCAACGAUGCGGCUCUGGCCAAAUUCUCAGAAGCAGAGGUGGUACCAGUUCCUGUUAAGGACAUGGAAACUGCAUGGACCCAGGAAGCAACAAGUGAGGAUUCCCAGUUAAAAUCUCUCCAGGAUGAGGGACAGUCAGCUGUACCUCUCAUGACUUCACCAGAAGCAGUUGUGGCCAUGGGCCAAAAGCACAGCUUGCCAACAGAUGAGGAUUCUGUGUUAGAAGAACUAGAGCAAAAGAAACCAUCUAGUCAAACUUCUGAGCUUCCCUCGGAGACUUCAGGUACCCCUCCCACACAAGCCAAACCAGCGUGCAGACCCAGUGACCGCAGGUCCGCCCGGCCCACCCGGCCCAGGCCUUCCAGGGUCCCUCCUGAGCUGCUGGGAGGCUCUUCUCCAUGGAAGACUCUUGAUCCUGGGCUGGGCCCUUGCCCUUUGUCUGAGCUGGGUUGGGUUUCUGGUUCGUCUUCCUGUGGUGAGCCUGGGAACCAGAGGAAAACUAUUCAUGGUGACUUCCUUGAACCUCAGAGAGAUCUUGGCAGGGAGGCCUGGGAUAUAGAAAGCUCACCAAUGAUGAUGAAGAAAAAAAAGAAGAAACCAAAGCAGAAGAGGUAUUCUCAACCCCGGGCUGGGGGACCUUGGGAUGAUGACAAUGGAGACGAGCCUAGAGGUUAUUCCUUUGCCACUGACUCAGAAAAGUCAGUUGUGCCCCCCAGCCAGCCCACCACUGGGGGCACAGAACAUGGACUAGUGUCCAGAGAAGACUUGAAAGGGGCAUGUGAAACUGAUUCCAGAGAAGCCAAACUGGUGGCUGAGAGCUUUGUCUCAGACAGUCUAAGUAUUCCUUCACGUCCUUUGGAAGAAGCCCCGAAAACUACGGUAAAUUCUCAGCCCAAACAGAGAGUUGAGGCACAGGUGAAAGGUAACAAGUCAGCACCACAGGGUCGGGACAAGAAAUUGCUGCAAGAUGAGUGCACACUGCAGGCUGCACCCCACCUCCAGACGGCUGCAGAUGAAAGCCAGACAGUCAGCUCCCUCAGUCUGAAAGGACCCCUGACAGAGGUUUCUUCACACAAAGUAGAAAUUCCUUUGGAGGUCAGACCCAAAGAGGGUUGCACUCCCAUCAUGAACCAAGAGGCUGUGGGUGGAGUUUCAAAACCCAGUCCAGCAAAAGAACUGCCUGCUUCCAUAUCCACUGUGACAGCAGGUGAUCCAUUAGGAAAUAGUCUAAAAGAAGGGAAUGAUGAAAGUAAAAUGACUGAACUGCAGAAUGACAAACAGAAAGAGUUUUCUGAAGGAGCUGAAGAGGUUAAAGAACUAAAAAAGGAAAGUGUUCCCAAGCAAAGACAUGAGAACAGCAUCUCGGCUUCUGAGCAGCUGCAGGACAUGGUGUUAGCUCAGGCCCCUGGACUAGGGAAUGAACCGUUUAAGAGGAUGGCAGGUGAUGGAAAAAGCAGGAAGGGGAGGACAAGUUCUGGGAAGAUGAGAGCAAGUUCUGGGAAGGUGAGAGCAAAGUCUGAGCCACCAUUCCUUGCAGAUAGCCAGGACAGCAGAGCUGUCUUUGUGCCAAGUGGGAGGAUGGCUACUGGGGAUAAAAGGGAGGAGUUGGGGCUGGAUUCUUCAAAGCAGCCAGGGACUGUGGCUGCGCUCACUGAAGCAGUAGUGAUGGGGGAACCUAAGGAGAUGACGGACCCUAGGGUGGCAGGCACCUUGCAGGCAUUGAUUCCUUUGGGAAACGGGUCAGGCAUGAUUCAGGCUUCCAGUGCUAGAGCAGAAAGAGGCGCUGUAGCCACAGACAUGGGGGUCAGCAACCAGAGCAGGGAGGAAAAGUGUCCUUGGAUGGGUCAUGAGGCAGCUCCUUGGGUUUUUGAAAAGCCUAAAAAAAGAGGCAGUGAAGGCAAAACCAAAAAGUAUAAAAAUAAUUAUUCCACACAGCCUGCUGGAAUGGAGAGGAAGGAAGAAAUCCUUAACCUGCCUUUCGUAAGGAAGGAUGGGGUUACUGAUAGUACUCCCCAUCAAAACAAGGAAUCAGAGCCUACUGUCCCUUUGUGCUCACAUACAUCAGAUACACCCACAGGGGAAACAGAUGACCAAAAGGGUAGAAAUGUUGAGGCUAAUUCUUUUGAACUUGGGGCUCUUGGCGGAAAUAAAACAAACACAGGCAAGGAUUCUCCUAUUACUGAACUGGCUACCAAGAUGACAGACGUGAGUUGCCAAGACCAAAUCCCGGGGGCAGGAUUUGUUCCCUCAGUCCUGGCUGAGGAGAAUAAGACAGAUGUGGCCAAAGGGCACACUGCAGUGGCUGACAAACCAAGUAAAAGGAGUAAUGAUGGAAAAAGCACAAAGACUAAAAAUAGUUUCCCUGAGAAGCACACUCUGGAGAAUAAGAUAGAUGCAACAAAAAUACAUGUUCCCAUGGAAACCAUAGGGGACCACAGAAUUGAAGGAAUGGGCUAUGUGGACGAAAAUAGCAAUAUUACAUUUACCUGCCCCAGAACUCCACCAGGGUUGAUGAAAAAGUCAGUCCCCCUAGAGGCUCAGGAACCAGCAGCCUGUGAAAAACCACCCACUUCUACUUCUCAAGUAGUAAAGGAAAGUGAUUCAUUUCCAGGCACCUUGACAGAAAGUAAGCAAGAAACAGCUCCAGCCCAGAUUCCCAAAUUAUUAGAGGUAGAUAGUUACAGCAAAGAUGGAGUCCCAAAGGAACAAAGACCUGAGGGUCCCUCAGCUGUUAUGCCCUCUAUGAGCACAGGAGGAGUUGCCUCAACUCUGACAGCAGCCAUAGAAACAGUUAACAGUCAUUCUAACUGUCUUCAGGAUAAAGGUGAGCUUGCUGGUGCCAUGAAAAAUGAAGCAGGGAGAGAUGGAGAGCAUGUGAUAGGAGACCCUGAGUCCACGCCCAGUGGUGCCUCAAAGCACUCAGUAGAGGAGACCACAGAGCCGGCAGGGGGACACCUUCUUUCUGGAGUGCUGGUAAACGAACCCAGCCUGGCAGGUGAGGUCAGACGCCUAGAAGCAUGUGCAGAUAGGAGUAAUUUCCCAACAUGUCCAGUAAACAAAGAGUCUGAGCAAGGUUCUGCUCCAGUUUCAAUUCCUCACCUACUGGGAGACAAAGCACAAAAGCCCAGUUUCUGUGAGGACCAAAGUACUGAAGGUAGAGAUUCCAAGGGCCCAGAUAAUUUGAAUAAGGAGGUAGAUAUGACUCUCUCGCUUCCAGAAAGUGAAAAGGAUAAAAAGGAUAAAUUGGAAGAAAUCAGUCUGGAUUCUGACAUCAGAGAAAUGGCAUAUGUUUCCUUGGCACCACCAGAACUCCAGUCAGAUGUCUUAGAUGGCAAAAUUGAAGCGACUUCUUCAACAAUGAUAGAUGAGUUAGUAGUAACUGCUUCCGAAGCGCCUCAACUCCCAGAAUCCAAAGGCAAGAUCUUGGAGGCACCUAAGAAAAUGACAGAAAAAUCUGAAUCAAAGACUCUGGGAGAAGGGAAGAAGGAAGAUAAAAGCAGAGCAGCCGAACCCAUGAAAGGCUACAUGAGACCUACCAAGUCCCGAGGACUGACUCCACUUUUACCAAAAUCUACCAUCCAGGAGCGAGAGCGAUCCAGGCAACUCAAGUCCAGUGGAAUAGCCAAACCAGAAGAAGGACAGCCUACCGGAAGCGUGUCUGGAAAUGACAUCACCGCCCCUCCAAACAAGGAGCUUCCACCAAGCCCAGAGAAGAAAACAAAGCCUUUGGCCACCACUCAACCUGCAAAGACUUCAACAUCGAAAGCCAAAACACAGCCCACUUCUCUCCCUAAGCAGACAGCUCCCACCACCCUUGGUGGGUCGAAUAAAAAACCCAUGAGCCUUGCUUCAGGCUCAGUACCAGCUGCCCCACCCAAACGCCCUGCUGCUGCCACUGCCAGGCCUUCCACCUUACCUUCAAAAGACACGAAGCCCAAGCCUGUUGCAGAGGCAAAGAUUCCUGAGAAGCGGGUCUCUCCAUCCAAGCCAGCCUCUGCCCCAGCUGUCAAACCUGGCUCCAAGAGCACCCAGGCUGUUCCCAAAGCCCCAGCAACUGCGACUCUUGCUUCACCUGGGUCAACCAGUAGGAACCUGUCCACACCCCUGCCCAAGAGGCCCACUGCAAUCAAGACUGAGGGGAAACCUGCAGAGAUCAAGAAGAUGGCUACAAAGUCUGCACCAGCUGACUUGAGUCGCCCAAAGAGCACCACCACAAGUUCUGUGAAGAAGAGCACCACCGUCCCUGGGACAGCACCCCCAGCAGGGGCUCCGAGCAGAGCCAAGCCCACAGCCACGCCUCCCCGGCCCUCCGGGACUCCUCCCGCGGACAAGAAGCCCACAGCAGCCAAGCCCACCUCCUCUGCCCCGAGGCUGGGCCGCGUGGCUGCCAAUGCUUCUGCCCCUGAUCUGAAAAAUGUCCGCUCCAAGGUCGGCUCCACGGAAAACAUCAAGCACCAGCCUGGAGGAGGCCGGGCCAAAGUAGAGAAAAAAACAGAGGCAGCUGCUCCAGCUCGAAAGCCUGAACCUAACGCAGUCACUAAAGCAGCCGGCCCAAUUGGCAAUGCACAGAAACCGCCUACGGGGAAAGUCCAGAUAGUCUCCAAAAAAGUGAGCUACAGCCAUAUUCAGUCCAAGUGUGGUUCCAAGGACAAUAUUAAGCAUGUCCCUGGAGGUGGUAAUGUUCAGAUUCAGAACAAGAAGGUAGACAUCUCCAAGGUCUCCUCCAAGUGUGGGUCAAAGGCUAACAUCAAGCACAAGCCUGGUGGAGGAGAUGUCAAGAUCGAAAGUCAGAAGCUGAACUUCAAAGAAAAGGCCCAGGCAAAGGUGGGAUCCCUCGAUAACGUGGGCCACCUGCCUGCAGGAGGUGCCGUGAAGAUUGAGACCUACAGGCUGACGUUCCGGGCAAACGCCAGGGCCCGCACCGAUCACGGGGCCGACAUUGUCUCCCGCCCGCCUCACUUCCCUGGCGGCCCCAGCUCAGGCAGCCGGGCCCCUAGCUCCCCGCCCCAGGCAGCCCCCCAGCCUGUGGCUCGGACCCUGGGCAGCCCUCUAGGCACCCCCUCCCUCCCUCCCUCGCUUGCCCGGGGCAGCAGCUGUUCCCCCCACGCCCAUGUUCCUUCCACUUCCCGCCCGAGGCCCAGCUCCCUGCUUGGCUCGCAUCCUCACCACUUUGCGCCGCUGCUCCACAGAGAAGGUUGGGUGGAAAAUGGGGUGGGGAAGAAUAAUUUGGGGAUCUCCUGAGACCUGGGGUGUAGGGGUGAGCUGGAUCCCAGCAUCCUCUUCAUUUGUUUGGGUUUUUUGGACCAAACCCAAGAGAAACUGACAUACCUUCCCUCCUCGCUGGUCCAUCCGGAGGGAAGAGUGGAAGCAGACGUCCACAUGAUGGCUGCCAUUAACUGCAUCCCCUGGAGCCUGCUAAGCCACCGCCUCUUCCUUUGACCCUACGAUGGUGCCCGCCGUGCAGGUGGUACCAGGCGCCACUUGCUGCCCUCCCCAAGUUAGUCAGAGGCAGCGCUGCCUGUCCCCGCUCCUCCCCAUACCUGCCUAGCUGCUAUCACACUUUAUCUUUUCUUUUUUAAUAAUCCCUAAAAACCAGUGGAGUAGUUUUGCAGGUUGAAGCCAUGUCUAAAUGAAAGUCCUCAGUAGGUGUUAAAGGAAACAGGGAGGGGAGAUCCUGAAGCCUCCAGCCGGGAGGUCAGGUGUCGGGAGCUGCCCUGGCUUGGGCAGUUCGGGGCCCCAGCCCCAGAGAUGGUGUGGGCAGGGCAGGCGUGGUGUGGGGGCUGUGGGCUGGAGAGCAGGCAGGGACCGCUAGGGGCUGGUCAGUGUGGACUGGUGGUUCUGGCAUUUUUUGUGUAUGCUGCUUUUCUUUUCUAACCAAGAGGCUGGUUUUGGCAUCUGUUUGUCUCAUUCCCUGGGAUCUGGUGGAAGACAUAAAAUUGGGACUGGAGAGGGCCAUGGAGGUCACAUUCCUCCAAGCCUGCAGCCUAGGACACUGCCGGGGAGCCCAAUGUGCCCGGCACGCAUGUGGAUAGUGGGGAAUCAAGGUUGGAAAUUUGGAAAUAAGGACAUGCAAUGGGCCGUCCAGGCUCCCUUGUAGCCUGACUGGAAAGGGGAGAGAGGCGAGGCGAGCCCAGCCUGAGGAGGCGUGUCCCAGUUAGGCCUGGUCUUGGGAUGGCUGCAAUGAUUGGCCCUGGGGAUUAUAUUGACAUGAAGAUUCUUAUUGCACUUGUAUUUUUUUGUAUUAAAGUUUGCAUGGUUUCUAAUAAAGGAUUAAAAUGUAACAGUUUGUAGUGAAAUGGCCUGGGAGUCUCCAAGGCUUCUCCUCUGAAGAGUGUUUUCUGCAGUGCAGACUUGGCCCCUUUACCCUCCCACCUCCUCUUCGGGCGUCCCCUGGCGCUGAGGUGGGGGGCCCUUGAACUAGGCUUCAUGAGGAUUUGAUGUCCGUGUAGAGGGAGGGUGUCUGGGCUGGGAAGGUUCUCCCCGUUUCUGAGGUAGCAUUUUCUCCAGGGAGAUUCAAUACCACAUCCCCAACUCCCCAAGCACUACCAGGGGUAGAAAUUGCAUGGAUCUUGUGGAAAAAGCACUUCCAGAGCCAGAGACCGUCCAGGGUGCUUCAGUAGCGCCAGGGACAUCACGGUGUCUGUGUUUUGUCUGCAGAAAGGGGUGAGGGAACUGGGAGGACACAGCGGGAGGUGGGGUGGCAGUGCUGGGCCUCAAGGUGCCUGCACCCAUGUCGACGCUGAGGUGGGCAAGCUCUGGGUCUCCUUCACGCCUUUGGCCAAAAGCAGGGGUGGGAGAGGUGACCCAGUGGAGGGCCCUUGAGGGGGCGCUGGAGCGGUCAGUGUUCUGAAGGGUGGUCUGGUCAGUUGCCUUGAUAUGGGUCCCACCAGCCAGAGCAGCUGAGAAGGCCGUUCUGACAGGUGGGUCCAGAGGCCCUGCGUGCUCUGCUCUGCAGCCAUCGGGGCGGGGACGUUUCUGUGCUUCCCCAUUUGCUUAUGGCUCAGCCGUUCCUCAUGUCAAUCUGUGAUUCUGUUGUAACGAUUUCCAGAGUAAAUAAAGCUCUUAUGUCCCAAA
Molecule: messenger RNA, 8796 nt
Organism: Bubalus bubalis (water buffalo)
Lineage: Eukaryota; Metazoa; Chordata; Mammalia; Artiodactyla; Bovidae
Gene: MAP4
Product: microtubule associated protein 4
Biological process (GO): neuron projection development; microtubule cytoskeleton organization
Cellular component (GO): neuron projection
Molecular function (GO): microtubule binding
Source: RefSeq, a predicted model, not a curated record